AUGAAACCCUCCGGUCAUAUUGAUAAAGUUAUUCAAAGAAUUAGCGGAGAAGAAGUUUUAAAGCAUCGAUUGAGAUUGAAAACAACAAUUAUGGUUGUCAAACAAUUGGCUUUACAAGGAAGUUCUUUUAGAGGGCAUGAUGAAUAUGAAGAUUUUUUGAAUCCGGGGAAUGUACUAGCUUGGAUUGAUUUUGCAGCAAAGUUGAAUGAUCAAAUCCAUGGUGUAGUUCUUCGUAAUGCACCAGGAAAUGCGAAAUACAUUUCACCAAGCAUUCAGAAAGAGAUUUUGGGAAUCAUAGCACACAGAGUGCGUUGUAAGAUACGUGAGGAAAUUGGGGAUUCUUGUUUCUCUAUUCUUGUUGAUGAAGCAGUUGAUGAAGCAGGAAGGGAACAGAUGUCUGUUAUUUUGAGGUAUGUCAGCUCUCAUGGUAUAGUAACUGAACGCUUUUUUGCUCUCAAGAGUGUUGCUGAAACUUCUGCAGAAACACUUAAACAAGCUAUUUGUGAAGUUCUCUCUCAGUAUGACCUUCAAAUCGGAAAAUUGAGAGGUCAAGGAUAUGAUGGUGCCAGUAAUAUGUCAGGACAUUUUAAUGGGGCCAAGGCAUUAUUUCUUAGAGAUUGCCCAUAUGCCUACUUUGUCCACUGUUUUGCUCACAGAUUACAGUUGGCAUUACUUACUUCUGCAAAGGUAUGUGAUCUCCUAUAUGAGAUUUCUUUUCCUUAUUGGAUUCUAUCAUAA
This is a messenger RNA of Linum tenue, 738 nucleotides long. Lineage: Eukaryota; Viridiplantae; Streptophyta; Magnoliopsida; Malpighiales; Linaceae. The record is from the annotation of a GenBank genome assembly.